This is a messenger RNA of Eimeria mitis, 732 nucleotides long. RefSeq lists its product as uncharacterized. The record is from RefSeq and is a predicted model, not a curated record. NCBI's taxonomy places the organism in Eukaryota, Apicomplexa, Conoidasida, Eucoccidiorida, Eimeriidae. The transcript has a single exon. The coding region runs from base 1 to 732 and encodes 243 amino acids.
AUGCAUGCAACGCAGAAACGAGCAAAGGCAGAGACAGAGCUCGAGCAACUGAAGGAAGCGGACAAAAAAGAUGAAGAAAGAGCAGUGGAAUUUGAACAGAGUCGAAUCACCGAAGAAGAAGAAGAAGUGAAAAAACAAAAAGAAACAGCCCAGGCACUCAUCGCAGAAGAACAAAAACUAGCAGAUACACUCCAAGAAGAACUAGCUGCACUAGAAGCUGAAGUAGGAGCAACAGAAGCAGAUACAAAAGCAGCAGAUACAAAACUAGCAGCAAUGAUAGCUGAGGCUGUUGGAGAGGAAAGCAAUGAGGGAGCAGCAGCAACAGCAGCAGAUGCAGAAACACUAGCAGCAGAAGAGAAAGCUGAACAUGAACAGAAAGAAGCAACACGCGUUGCUGAGAUUGCACAACAUAUAACACAACAAACUACAGAAAAACUACAACAAGCAGCAGAAAAAACAGAAACUGAGGCAGAGAAAGAAAUAGUUGAAUCCAUAGGAGAAGUACAAACUCAAGUGCUUUCAGAUAUACAACAAAGCGAAGAAGAAGAACAGAAAGCCAUUCAUACACAAGAAAAAGCAGAGAAAGAAGAAAAAGAAGAAAAAGAAGAAAAAGAAGAAAAAGAAGAAAAAGAAGAAAAAGAAGAUUCAAAUGCAACAGAAAAAGAAGAUGAAUCUGAAAGUGAUAAAGAUGAAGAAGAAGAAGAAAAAGUAUUUAUUUUUUUUUCGUUUUAG